AUGCCCCUCGCCGACCGACGGCACCUCGACGACGCCGCUGCUCGCUGUGCGAGUGCUCUGCUGCUUUGUGUGACUCGUCUGCGGCUCGCCCAUGCUCGCACGCCAACUCGCACCGCGCCGCUUGCUCUCGUCGUCGCUCGUUCGUCCCGCCCACCCUGCAUCCCGAAUGUCGUCGUCCGCACAGGCGCAGGACAGCGGCAAGUCUGCUGGACCGGUCGAGCAGAGCAUCAGGGACAAGCUCACGACCGCCUUGUCGCCUUCCUUCCUCGCCAUCAGCAACGACUCGCACCUGCAUCGCCACCACGCGCCGAUGAAGGCUAUCGGAGGCGGCGGAGGCGAGACGCACUUUACCGUCCAGGUCGUCAGCGACAAGUUCGAGGGUCUGCGCCAGAUCCAGCGGCAUCGACUCGUCAACGAGACGCUCAAGUCCGAGUUUGA
Rhodotorula toruloides NP11 is the source of this 438-nucleotide messenger RNA. RefSeq lists its product as uncharacterized. The transcript is spliced from 3 exons. Lineage: Eukaryota; Fungi; Basidiomycota; Microbotryomycetes; Sporidiobolales; Sporidiobolaceae. The record is from RefSeq and is a predicted model, not a curated record. Bases 1 to 438 code for a protein of 145 amino acids.